Messenger RNA from Pogona vitticeps (central bearded dragon), 5731 nucleotides. The record is from RefSeq and is a predicted model, not a curated record. Lineage: Eukaryota; Metazoa; Chordata; Lepidosauria; Squamata; Agamidae.
UUGUAGCCGCCUCCGACAAAUUCAGAGCAUUCUGACUCAAAGCAGCAAAUCUCAACCAGAUGGAAUCCUGUGCAUUUUGGGAAUUGAUAGUCGAUACAACGAAGGCUGCCGCGAGCUGGCCAAUUACCUUCUCUUUGGCUUGUAUAACCAGAGCAACAAUGACUUUGAGAAAUCAGGAUAUCCAGAAGAAGUCCUUGAUGACGUGAUCCUACUGAUAAAGCCGGACAGCGUCCAUGUCUACUGCAACCCUGUGAACUAUAACUACCUUUUGCCAUACGUUGCAUUUUGGAGGAACCUGCACUUCCAUUGCCUGACUGAAAAUGAGUAUGAAGAUGAAGAGGCUGCCGAAGAGUUCAAAAUUUCCAGCUUCGUAGACAUGGUUCGUGACUGCAGUCGGAUCGGCAUUCCCUUUAGCUCACAAGGGCAUCUGCAGAUCUUUGACAUGUUUGUUGUCGAAAAGUGGCCGAUAGUGCAGGCUUUUGCCCUAGAAGGAAUAGGGGGAGAUGGCUUCUUUACGAUGAAAUACGAGUUAAUGGACGUCAGUGUGGAUCUGUGGAAAGCUUAUAGCAAAAUGGAUCCUGUUUCUUUGGAGAACUUGCUUUAUGAGAAUCUGAUGACUUUUGAACAUCAGUGGACCAACUUCUUUGCCAAUUUUGACACUGAAAUUCCUUUCAUCCUGGAGCUGUCAGAGUCUCAAGCGGGGGAGCCCUUUCGAAGUUACUUUAGUCAUGGGAUGAUCUCCAGCCAUAUAACAGACAACAGCCCGAGCAGGCAGCCCUUUGUGUUGUUUGGGACUCAUGCGUCCAAGGAGAACCUGAACUCUGGCAACUUCAACUUCCCCUCUGAAGGACAUCUCCUUCGCAACACAGGUCUCGGUGGGAGCACUGCCAAGCACAUGGUCGUGCAGUGCGUCUCUCCGAAGGGACCCCUGGCAUGCUCGAGGACGUAUUUCUUCGGAGCCACGCACACUCCUUACCUGGGCAAUGAUAACGAGGUGGAAAAGAAAGCCAAACAAGUGAAGCUGCUGUCUCAAAUCUAUGCUGCUGUCGUAGAGGCCGUCCUGGCUGGUAUAGACGCCUACUCAAAAACAUCCAGUAUCACCAAGGCAAAGGAGGGAGCAGAACAAACAUUCCUGACGAGGCUCGAUGCUUUUGAACUCACAUAUUUUAAAACUCCCUUGCGGUCCAGAACAGAUUUUCAAAUCCAAGCUGUGAACAGCCACGGAAGAAUCACUCCCCUGGAUAAUGAGGAUAGCUUGUACUUGGUGAAAACAGCCUCCAUGACUGUAUACGACAUCCCAGAUUUGCUGGGUGGAAGGGGCUGCUUGGGCUCGGUGGUCUUCUCAGAAUCCUUCCUGGCGUCACAGAUCCUCGUGAAGGAAAGAGACGAGAGCAUUAACACCGACACCAGUUACAUCAUUCUCACUGCGGCGAUCCCGAGAUCCGUUUCGUGGCUGGUUGAAGAUUACGAAGUGAAACUGUCUGAGAAGGCUCAGCAAAUCCUGAAGCAAGAAGAAUCUUUCCUGGGUACUCCUUUGACCGGAGGUGAGGGGGCCUAUAUUUCUUCUAGCAAUUCACUCUCCAGACCCGAGGAAGGUAAACUCUAUUUCUUCUCCGAAGGACUCCUGUUCAUCCACCCCCACUACGGAAGCAUUACGAUCUCUAAGUCCCACAUGACGUCCAUCCGAUUCUUUGACGGAGACUCCACCAGUGUGGUCGCUGCUCUCCUGAUAGAUUACAAAAGUUCCCUGCGGCCUCACCUGCCGGUCCAGCUCCAUACCCCGAGCAACUCCCUGAUGAUCGCCCUUUUCCCGAAGUCAAAGCUUUACAAAGCCUUCUACUCACAGGUUUUCUCUGUCUGGCAACAACGGGUGAAUUCAGGAAUAACUUUAAAGAUGACCCAAGAAGAUGGCCUGCCUAAGGAACACGAGAGAUUGCAUUCCACGAUGCAGAAACUGUUCAAUGUCUUGUCCUCUCCCCCUGGGGAAAAAUGGAGCCACCUAAGAAUAUCUACGAGCCUCCCAGAUCUGGACAGAUUCCUGCAACACUUCACCAUGAGCAGCGUAAGCCAUGAGCCGGUGCCGAGAGCUCAUCUCCCCGUAUUAUUGCAGCAGUCCAAAGUCAUUCCUGAGAAUGUGGCUGAGAAUGAUAAAGUGGUAAUCACUAUCUUAACGGGUCUUCCAGGAUGUCACUCAACUGAGCUAUCCUCUUUCCUAGUCACUUUCAACAAAGAAUAUGGAAGGUGGCUGGUUUAUCGCCAAACCAUGGACAGCCCUGAAUGUUUCAGCGCGGGUCACUUCCAGAAGUACCUGUCGAGUGUGCUUGAAUCCCAGCAUAACCGCGCUGCCCGGCUAACAGCUUAUAAGAAGAAGAAAAUGAGGCUGCUGCUGGUUCUGCAAGGAUACACGGAUGUCAUUGACGUUGUGCAGGCUCUUCAGACUCACCCCGAUGCGGACGUGAAGGCCUCUUUUAUCAUCGGAGCAGUUACAACUUGCGUUGAACCACUUAGUUGCUAUAUGGGGCACAGGUUCCUUUUUCCCAAGUUCCUGGACCAGUGUUCACAAGGUUUAGUGAGCAACGUGGCCUUCACAAGCCAUACCUCUGAACAGAGGAACCCACUUCUCAUUCAGCUUCAGAACCUCAUCCGAGCGGCAAACCCUGGCGUCUCAUUUAUCCUGGCCGAAAACGGGGUCGUGACAAGGAAUGAAGACAUUGAACUAAUCCUCUCUGAAAACAGCUUUUCAAACCCGCAGAUGCUGACAACUCGUUAUUUAAUGUAUCCUGGCUGGUUUGAUGGUAAAUUUAGAGCAGGUUCAGUCUUUCCUCCCAUGGUUCAGAUCUGUGUGUGGUUUAACCGUCCUUUGGAAAAAACACGAUUUGUGGCCAAGUGUAAAGCCAUGAAGUCCUCCAAUAAGCCAAGCCCUUUCUCUGGAAACAUAUACCAUAUUUUUGGGAGAGUGAAGUUUGCAGAUUCCGAUCGGCUGAUCAAGGUUUGCCACAACGCAGCUUCAAACACGUUAAGCCUGGUGCCUGUUCAGGAAGGGCCGACCCCGGCCCCUCCUGAUUCAAGAAACGACAGCCAAGAACACGGCGGAGCUGAGGAAUGCUACCUGGUGUUCGUUGGCUGCUCUCUCAAAGAAAGUGACAUGAAGGACUGGUUGAGACAAACAGCGAAGCAGAAACCGCAGAGAAAAGCGCUGAAAACCCGGGGCAUGCUGACCUUGCAAGAAAUUAAAAACAUUCACGUGAAACGCCACUUGGACCCCCUUCCCGCCGGCUACUUCUACAACGGGACACAGUUUGUGAAUUUCUUUGGAGACAAAAUGGAUUAUCACCCAUUAAUGGACCAGUUCAUGAAUGACUACCUGGAAGAGGCGAACCGAGAGAUUGAAAAGUACAACAGAGAACUGGAGGAGCAAGAGUACCAUGACCUAUUUGAGCAGAAGACCUAAGGAAAGCACCCUUCGGCAGAAUUAAAAAGUUAAAAAUUUUAAAUGGCAGUAACCAAGAAUGACUUACUAUCUUUCCUGGCUAACAAGGGUGUGGAAAAAUGAAAUCGUGUCUUUCAGAUAGCCAUUUCGUAUUAAGUCACCAUUCAUUUAAGCUUUGCAUCUCUUGAAAACAUUCUCAUAAUGAUCAUAGCAUUUCAGUAGCAGUGCGUUUCCACAUUAACGUUGCGUUGAUUGACCUAGAAUUCUUCUGCAUCUAAUGGAAAUACGUGGGAUUUCUUGUUGUAAUGAUUUACAAAGGCGUGUUUCUUAGGUUGUAAAUCUGGUUCUAAGAACGAUCAUUUUGGCUGUCCCAAGGUUACCCUUAUGUUCAGUUUUAGCAAGGGGGGAAAUAUUGAGUACUGUUGUGUUCUUACGUGUCAGCGUGCAACCCCGGUGUUCCUAAGCGAGAAAUGGGAAACUCUUCAUUACUACUCCAGACCAACGUGGUGGUUUUGGAAGAUGUUCCUAAAGCGAGAAAUGGGGGAACACGUUUUGCUCUUGAAGCCUUCUCCAGACCAACAUGGUGGUUUUGGAAGGUGUUCCCGAAGCGAGAAAUGGGGGAACACAUUUUGGUCUCGAAGCCUUCUCCAGACCAACAUGGUGGUUUUGGAAGGUGUUCCUAAAGCGAGAAAUUGGGGAACACGUUUUGCUCUCGAAGCGUUCUCCAGACCAACAUGGUGGUUUUGGAAGGUGUUCCUAAAGCGAGAAAUUGGGGAACACAUUUUGCUCUCGAAGCCUUCUCCAGAUCAACAUGGUGGUUUUGGAAGGUGUUCCUAAAGCGAGAAAUUGGGGAACACAUUUUGCUCUCGAAGCCUUCUCCAGAUCAACAUGGUGGUUUUGGAAGGUGUUCCUAAAGCGAGAAAUUGGGGAACACAUUUUGCUCUCGAAGCCUUCUCCAGAUCAACAUGGUGGUUUUGGAAGGUGUUCCUAAAGCGAGAAAUUGGGGAACACAUUUUGCUCUCGAAGCCUUCUCCAGAUCAACAUGGUGGUUUUGGAAGGUGUUCCUAAAGCGAGAAAUUGGGGAACACAUUUUGCUCUCGAAGCCUUCUCCAGAUCAACAUGGUGGUUUUGGAAGGUGUUCCUAAAGCGAGAAAUUGGGGAACACAUUUUGCUCUCGAAGCCUUCUCCAGAUCAACAUGGUGGUUUUGGAAGGUGUUCCUAAAGCGAGAAAUUGGGGAACACAUUUUGCUCUCGAAGCCUUCUCCAGAUCAACAUGGUGGUUUUGGAAGGUGUUCCUAAAGCGAGAAAUUGGGGAACACAUUUUGCUCUUGAAGCGUUCUCCAGACCAACAUGGUGGUUUUGGAAGGUGUUCCCGAAGCGAGAAAUGGGGGAACAAGUUUUGCUCUCGAAGCCUUCUCCAGACCAACAUGGUGGUUUUGGAAGGUGUUCCUAAAGCGAGAAAUUGGGGAACACAUUUUGCUCUCGAAGCCUUCUCCAGAUCAACAUGGUGGUUUUGGAAGGUGUUCCUGAAGCGAGAAAUGGGGGAACAUGUUUUGGUCUCGAAGGAUUCUCCAGACCAACAUGGUGGUUUUGGAAGGUGUUCCCGAAGCGAGAAAUGGGGGAACACGUUUUGCUUUCGAAGGCUUCUCCAAACCCACAUUUUUGGAAUGGAGAAAUGGGGGAAACACAUUUUCUUUUGAGCUCUGCUUCAAACCAACAUGGUAAUAUUGAAGGGUUUCUGAAGCUGGAACUCAUCUGGUUUUCACUGUUAUUUGUUACCAGCUUGAGAGUUUGAUUUGGGUUCCUAGAGUCACAAACGUGGAACACGCAUCCCAUUCAGCGUUACUUUUGCCAGCAGGAUGGGAUCAGAGUGUCUCAAAUAAGAAUUAACAGGAUACUCUCUCCAGCCUUGGUCAGUUGCUGUCUGCGUUAUGUUUUGAAUGUGGUACAUUCGUUAAAUUGUUAUUAACUGUAUCCUGUCCUUAUAUUUCAUGUCUGGAGAAAGGUCAGGGCUGAUGUUGGCUGUGACUGAGCAGGGUUACCUAGCACCACUUUUUCUGCCCCUUAGUAAUUUGAGCAAUGAGACCUGGUGCAGUUCUCAUAAAUUAAGAAACCGGACUGCUCAAUGUAUUAAAAGGCUCUUGUUCAAGGCCUGCAGAAUUUGGAAGCCCAAGAUUUCAUUUCUGGCCAGUGGUGUCUUAACUCACCCUGGAGAAGUACCCAAGGAACAAAAACGUCUGAAUGGAUUUGUGAUUCACAUUUCAGGUCCAUCAUUAACAACAAGAACAACAACAACAACAA